This is a messenger RNA of Toxotes jaculatrix (banded archerfish), 873 nucleotides long. Its product is annotated as E3 ubiquitin-protein ligase TRIM35-like. Lineage: Eukaryota; Metazoa; Chordata; Actinopteri; Toxotidae. Bases 1 to 873 code for a protein of 290 amino acids. Gene Ontology annotation, molecular function: zinc ion binding. The record is from RefSeq and is a predicted model, not a curated record. The transcript has a single exon.
AUGGCUUCUGGAUCAGAGGACAACCUGUGCUGUCCUGUCUGCCAUGAAAUCUUUCGAGAUCCUGUCCUCCUGUUAUGCAGCCACAGUUUCUGUAAAGCCUGCUGGCAGCAGUGGUGGACGGGGAACCCAACAGAGUGUCCGGUCUGUAAGAGGAGAUCCUCGUUGUACGAUCCACCUCAAAACUUGGCUCUAAGGAAUCUGUGUGAGGCUUUUUCAAAGGAGCAAACGGAGAGUCCUUCAGCCGGCUCUGCAGGUCUCUGCAGCCUGCACUCUGAGAAGCUCAGGCUCUUUUGUCUGGAUGAUCAGCAGCCAGUGUGUGUCGUCUGCCUGCACUCAGAAACGCACAAAAACCACAGCUUCAGUCCCGUCGAUGAAGCUGCUCAGGCGUACAGAAAGACACUUCACCAACUCCUGAAGCCCCUACAGGAGAAACUGGAGCUCUUCAAGGACAUUAAAGGAAACUUUGAUCAAACAGCAAAAGACAUUGAAGUUCAGGCAGAAAACACAGAGAAGCAGAUUGAGGACAUCAUUUUAACACUUCAGAUGUUUCUCCAAAAGGAGGAGCAGGUAAGAAUUACUGCACUGAGGACGGACAAGCAGCAGAAGACUCAGACGAUGAAGAGGAAGAGUAAGGCUCUGAGAAAUGAGAUAGAAGCUCUUUCAGACACAGUCACAGCUACAGAGGAGCUGCUGAGAACUGAAGAUCUCUCAUUCCUGCAGAGGUACAAGACUGCAGCUGAAAUCGUCCACAGUUUCACGCUCAGUGACCCACAGCCCACCCCAGGAGCUCUGAUAGACAUGGACAAACACCUGAACAACCUGCCCUUCCGAAUCCUGGACAAGAUGCGGAUGCAGGUGACCAACACCUCAUGA